AUUAAACUCUCGGCCAGCAUCUCUCCUGUCACAGUGCCUUUCAGACUUUACUGUGAGCAGAACCCGAACGUGGAGAUUUUAACACAGAAACAUGGAUGUAAAGCUGCUGACCGUCGUGGCUGUCCUGAUCAUAGUGAUAUACUCACCUCCCUCUGAAGCAAAGCCCAUCAGCCUGGUGGAGCGAUGCUACUGCCGUGCAACUGUUAACAGCCUCCCAAAAGGUUAUAUCCGAGAGCUCAGAUUCAUCCACACACCUCACUGCCCUUUCCAAGUGAUUGCCAAGUUGAAGUCAGGCAAGGAGGUGUGUUUGAACCCAGAAAUGCCAUGGCUGCAGCAUUACCUGAAGAAUGCCAUCAGAAAGAUGAAGAAAUCCAUGCAGGCCAAUUAAAAUGCAUGAGGUUUUCCUGAACCACUCCAGAAGAUUUUCGCCAGCAUCAUCUUUAUAUACAUACAAAGGAAGAUCUUCUGAUAUUCAGCACUUAUCUUAGCUGCUCUGCUGCAGUCCUUUUGCAUGGAUUGGACCUCUUCAUCAUCAACACCAUUUCAUGGAAACAUCUUCACCAUCACCACUUAUAACAAAUGUUUCUAGCGAGAAGUAUCAGUAUAUCUGAGAGUGCGUUUUGCUAAAUAUAUUGUAUAUGCCUUUUGAUUAGCCAGGAAAUGUUUCUUAUUUUGAAAAUGCAUAUCCUGAUUGCUAGUGACCAAUGGAUGGUUCCUUCUCCAAAAGUUAAUUGACACCAAGGAAUUUCGGUCAGUGCCAGCUAACCCCCAGACUGAACAUAAGAUGUAAAUAAAAACCUAAUAAAAAUGUCGCUUCCAAUGUUUGUAAUGGAACUUUGGAUGCCAGUAAAGAUGGAGCAUUUCCUGUGCUGUUGCUGUGAUUGUGUGAUAAACCAACUUGUGUUAUUUCCUUAACUUGUUGCAGUAAAAAAAAAAGAAAAAACAUCUGGUUCCCAAAAAGUUUUAAUUGAGGAGCCAAUACGUUAAGAUUUACUGGAACCAUUAAAUUGAAUCAGUUAACAAGAAGCGGGGGGAACAAAUUGUAACGCUCCUCAGUCACAUCUGGCAGCCUUUGUAUCCUUUUGUUUUGUGUUAAAGAAAGAUUCACAACAAUUUGACAGUUGUUUUUCCUCUAGCAGUUAUCAAACGGAGAACCACUGGGGGCUGCAGAGAAAAUAACACUAAAAUGUACAUGAACAUGACUGCCUACAGCCGCCAUGCUUAUAGCGAUGCACUUUAAAUGUGAUGUAUUCAUAUUUUGACAGCAAAUCUCUGUAACUCUGCCUAUUUACUUUCAUCUUUGUUUUCUGUGUUUUGGUAUUUUUGAUCACUGAAUGUUUAGCUGCAGCAAUCUGUUAAAAAUUGGGAGAUUAAUCCAUAUAUUCAUUUUUACUCUCCUGCUCAUAUGUAAUAGUAAUUAUAUUCAAAUGUUUUAUUUUUGUACUCUUACACAUUUAUAUAUUGCAUUUAAACAUUUAAAAUGAAGGAACUAUACUCACACAACUGAGCCAUGCAGCUUUUUUUAUAUUGUGAAACUUGUAUUCAUCUGUUGAGUAAAUAAAUAUAAAAAAAUCAA
Molecule: messenger RNA, 1576 nt
Organism: Cyprinodon tularosa
Lineage: Eukaryota; Metazoa; Chordata; Actinopteri; Cyprinodontiformes; Cyprinodontidae
Gene: cxcl12a
Product: chemokine (C-X-C motif) ligand 12a (stromal cell-derived factor 1)
Exons: 4
Coding region: 92-388 (98 amino acids)
Biological process (GO): chemokine-mediated signaling pathway; immune response; positive regulation of cell migration
Cellular component (GO): extracellular region
Molecular function (GO): chemoattractant activity; chemokine activity
Source: RefSeq, a predicted model, not a curated record